Messenger RNA from Diachasma alloeum, 2202 nucleotides. RefSeq names its product mitochondrial folate transporter/carrier. The transcript is spliced from 6 exons. Bases 312 to 1364 code for a protein of 350 amino acids. The record is from RefSeq and is a predicted model, not a curated record. Gene Ontology annotation, cellular component: mitochondrion. NCBI's taxonomy places the organism in Eukaryota, Metazoa, Arthropoda, Insecta, Hymenoptera, Braconidae. Gene Ontology annotation, biological process: nucleotide transport; folate import into mitochondrion. Gene Ontology annotation, molecular function: folic acid transmembrane transporter activity; FAD transmembrane transporter activity.
CGGCGUGCGCAUCGUGUCUGCAGUUGCGUAACAAUAAUUUCCUCAUAACCGUAACCGCGUGAUUCUCAUCAAAAUUACUCGAGACAGUUCCCAAGUGUGUUAAACUCCUGGGGGAAACCGCGAAUAAUCCACCGAACAUUGUUAGCCCCUCGAUACGUUGAAUCGCAAGAGGCACGGUGUUACCAGAGAAUACACUGCUAUGUCGGAAGGUCUCGGUGGAACUCGCUAGUGACGGUGAAAAGAAGGAUGAUUUGGCGAGUUGCGAGAGCCGGGAAAAACGUGGGACAACGGUAACGAAAGCUGAGUGUUCCAUGGAUCAAUUAAAGAUUGAUAAAAUGUCGACGAUCAAGACGACUGGAACUGGAGCUGCCAGAACAUCUCUGCCUAUUCUGAGUCACUUCAAGUAUGAACAUCUUGUUGCUGGUGUCUCCGGGGGCGUCGUGUCCACGCUUAUGCUGCAUCCAUUGGAUCUAAUAAAGAUUAGAUUCGCAGUCAAUGAUGGAGUAUCAAAGUCUGUGCCACAGUACUCAGGACUGAGACAAGCAAUCAGAGAAAUAGUAAGACUAGAAGGAUGGAGGGGAUUGUACAGAGGAGUAGCACCCAACGUUCUAGGGUCUGGAAGCUCUUGGGGAUUUUAUUUCUUCUUUUACAAUAGUAUAAAAACCUGGAUACAAGGUGGUAACUCGAAGAAACCACUGGGUCCAUCCCUUCACAUGUUUGCAGCAGCUGACGCUGGUGUUCUAACUCUCCUGAUAACAAAUCCAAUUUGGGUUGUCAAAACACGUUUAUGUUUGCAAUACAAGACUGACGUAACACUGUCAGAGUCUAAGAGAUACUCUGGAAUGAUGGAUGCACUUGAGAAGAUUUACAGGACUGAGGGUGUCAGGGGACUGUACAAAGGUUUAGUUCCUGGUAUGUUUGGGGUGUCACAUGGGGCUAUUCAGUUCAUGACGUAUGAAGAGAUGAAGAACCAUUAUAACAUUUACAGAAAAACGCCCAUCGAUACCAAACUGGGAACCAUGGAGUACAUUUUCUUCGCAGCAGUAUCGAAACUAAUUGCUGCCGCCUCAACAUAUCCCUAUCAAGUUCUCAGGGCACGUCUCCAAGAUCAUCAUCAUGACUACAAAGGCACAUGGCACUGUAUCCAAGUUACAUGGAGGGGUGAAGGUUGGCGUGGAUUUUACAAGGGCUUGAGUCCCAACUUAACAAGAGUUGUACCGGCGACUGUCAUCACCAUGGUCGUCUACGAGAACGUGUCACAUUUUAUGUUGAAUAAAUCAUCAUCUGGGUCUAAUCAGUACCGCAAAUUCGACACCAGUGAACAGUCCCCGAUGCCGGUGGCAAUUAAGAACGUCAAGAAUUGAUUAAGGUAACAUCGCUCCAUUGAAGGAAAAAAGACGACGAAAAUUCUGAUGAAAUAAAAUUUGUAGUUGAAAAUUAUUCAAGCAACUUUAUGAUGCAUUCCACGAUUUAUACUUUUCACGCAUUUUAUUUGUUCUGGGUGCAUUUUUACUUUGACAAGUAAGAAAUGAUGAAAAUUGUUAAAUUCUGUGGAGAGAUGAUUAGGAUGAUUGGUUACAAGAUUUCAGUAAAUUAAUUUGUUUAUAAAAAAUAUUAUUUGAGAUUUUGCCUUCGUAAAUAAUCGGCCGAUUAACAACAAUUCGAUGUAGAUGUGAACUGGAUUUUCUCCAUUCUCUCCACAGAAUAAUUAGGGGAAAAAAGGAAGACUGAGAUAAUUGCUACAAUUGAAAAAUUGAGAAGAAAUUUAUCAAACACGCUCAAUUAAUUAUUCGAUAGUCCAAUCUUCCUUCUUAUUUAUUUGUCUAAAACUUGAAUUUUCUUCGUUUUUUGCUAGCAAUAAAUUGAUGAAUGUUUUCUCCGACUUUUGAUUGGUUUCCACGGAUUGCCAUUGCGUAAACUGGUAGAAUAAAAACUUGAGAUAAUCAUCAUUACGAAAUUCAUUUAAAAAAUGGCCAAGAUGUCGAGACUCUGCUGGCGGGUCUUAUAAUCUGUAGUUCUCAUUAUAUAAUCUCGUUUUUACUUCAAUCAUAUCGUACUUAUCAAUGUGUAACUGACGUGUGGGAGUGCUUGUUUAUUCAAUUUACUUAUGGUAAAAACAAAUUGUUCCAUGUCUGGGUAUCAAGAUCGAUGUAACUUGAGCCGUAGUUGAAUAAAUAUGUGGAUUAAUGGAAGAAAAGUAAA